Hibiscus syriacus is the source of this 813-nucleotide messenger RNA. Its product is annotated as 36.4 kDa proline-rich protein-like. The transcript is spliced from 3 exons. Lineage: Eukaryota; Viridiplantae; Streptophyta; Magnoliopsida; Malvales; Malvaceae. Bases 53 to 601 code for a protein of 182 amino acids. The record is from RefSeq and is a predicted model, not a curated record.
AUCAUUUUUACACAUUUCCACUCAAAUCUCUCUUUUCUCUUUGGGUUUGAAAAUGGAGUCCGGCAAAGUAUCAGCUCUGCUGGUUGUUUGCAUGCUUUUCAUUUCCUCGGUGACUGCAAUUCUUGGGUGCGGUUCAUGUAGGAAGGCAUCAUCAAAGCAUCGAAAGCCCAAGGGAAAGUCCCCGACAGGUCCCAUCACUUUGCCUCCCCUCGUUAAACCUCCAAUCAAUUUGCCACCGGUUGGGCUUCCUCCCAUUGUGAAGCCACCCAUUGGCCUCCCUCCGGUUACUACUAAACCGCCAAGUGGAAAAGGAAAAUCCUGCCCAUCACCACCGAGCAAGGACACUUGUCCUAUCGACACGCUGAAACUGGGUGCAUGUGUGGAUCUCCUGGGAGGUUUGGUGCACAUUGGUCUUGGUGACCCUGUCGUGAACGAAUGUUGUCCGGUUCUUACAGGACUGGCUCAGCUCGAAGCUGCUGUCUGCUUGUGCACCACUCUCAAGCUCAAGGUUCUCAACCUUAACAUUUAUGUGCCGCUGGCUCUUCAGCUCCUUGUCACUUGUGGGAAAACACCCCCUCCUGGUUACAUCUGCUCUCUCUAGAACCAAAGGUUGGUAGGUUGAUGGAAUAUCCAUGAUGAAAUCGACACGAGAGGAUGUCGAGCUUUCUCUUUCUUCCUUUCUCAAUUGGACUGGAAAUCUAAUGCAGUUCUUAUUGUAACACCAAUUUUUUUCCACUUUUGUUUUAAAGGAUUGUUGCAAGUGUUUCUGUAUCUCAGACAAUCAAGAAUGAUAUUUUUCUUUGUUCAUGAUUU